UCCUUUACUUUUGCUUCUCAUUUCUACCACUCAAACCUUCAUAGUUCAUAACCUCUUGUUAAUUUUUUUUCUUUGCUUUCUCUCUUCUAUCUUCAACUCAUCAUCAACACAAACACAUAGACACUCUUUUCUCUUUCUAUCUUGUUGAUGUGAUUCUCUUCACUAUUAUCUCAUAAAGAAAAAAAAACUUCAACGAGAGGAAACAUGGUUUUUACUUCAAUACCAGCAGCUUAUCUUGAUGCAGCCAACUGGCAGCAACAGCAACAGAACCAUCAUCAACAACCAGGAAACGGCGGCUCCGUCUCUCAACAACUGCUUCAGACUCAGACACCACCGCCACAACAGUCACAGUCUCAACCUCAUGGAGGAGGAUCCACUGGCUCAAUUAGGCCAGGAUCGAUGUCCGAUAGGGCAAGGAUGGCAAACAUGCCUAUGCCGGAGACAGCACUGAAAUGUCCACGUUGUGAAUCAACCAACACAAAAUUUUGCUACUUCAACAACUACAGUCUCUCUCAGCCCAGACACUUCUGCAAGACUUGCAGAAGGUACUGGACAAGAGGUGGCGCUCUAAGAAAUGUCCCAGUCGGUGGAGGCUUCCGGAGAAACAAAAGAUCAAGCAAAAGUAGCAACAAUGGAAACUCAACAAAGUCUCCGGCAAGCUCUGACCGCCAAACGGGGAGUGCUAGUUCAACAAACUCAAUAACCUCCAAUAACAAUAUCCACUCUUCCGCCGAUAUAUUAGGCCUUACACCUCAAAUGUCAUCAUUGAGGUUCAUGACACCUUUACAUCAUAACUUCAGUAACCCUAAUGAUUUCGUCGGAGGAGGAGAUUUAGGGUUAAACUAUGGUUUUAGUUACAUGGGAGGAGUAGGUGAUUUGGGAAGUGCUUUAGGAGGUAAUUCAAUUUUAUCAUCAAGUGGUUUGGAGCAAUGGAGGAUGCCAAUGUCAAUGACUCAUCAACAGCAUCAAUUUCCUUUUUUGGCUAAUUUGGAGGGUACAAAUAGUAAUUUGUACCCUUUUGAAGGAAAUGUUCAAAAUCAUGAAAUGAUAACUAGUGGUGGAUAUGUGAGGCCAAAAGUGAUUUCAACUUCUGGAAUUAUGACUCAACUUGCUUCUGUGAAAAUGGAAGAUAGUAUUAAUAGGGGCUUUUUGGGAAUUAACACAAGCAACAAUAACAGUAAUCAAGGAAGUGAACAAUUUUGGAAUAGUGCUGUUGUUACUGGUAAUUCUGCAGCUAAUUGGACUGAUCAUGUUUCUGGUUUUAGUUCUUCUUCUAAUACUACUAGUAACCAAAUGUAGAAUUUUAUAGUAUUUUGUGUGAAGUGAAGUGAAGCUUAUGGUUUUGGUUAGUGGCUUCAAUUUCAGUAACUUAAAGAGAUAAAUUUCCAUUCAAAAUAGAUGAAUUGGUCAAGGGCUUUGAGGAGUUGAGUUUAGAUCAACUGAAAACCCUAGGGAUGUUAGAUUUUAUUUUUGUUCUUUUAAUAUGUCUUUCUUUCAUUUUAAUAUGUUACUUCUAAGUUUUAAUAUAGGGUUUAGGUUUCUUUAUAUGAGAAGGUUGAAUAUAUAUAUAGUAACAUUGUGAGUUCAAAGGAAUGGAUAUUAUCAAUAUUUUGGGUUCAAUGUUUGAUUUAA
Messenger RNA from Medicago truncatula (barrel medic), 1632 nucleotides. RefSeq names its product dof zinc finger protein DOF2.4. The transcript has 2 exons. Bases 205 to 1299 code for a protein of 364 amino acids. NCBI's taxonomy places the organism in Eukaryota, Viridiplantae, Streptophyta, Magnoliopsida, Fabales, Fabaceae. Gene Ontology annotation, biological process: regulation of DNA-templated transcription. Gene Ontology annotation, molecular function: DNA binding; DNA-binding transcription factor activity. The record is from RefSeq and is a predicted model, not a curated record.